Saccostrea cuccullata (small rock oyster) is the source of this 420-nucleotide messenger RNA. Its product is annotated as multiple epidermal growth factor-like domains protein 10. The annotation marks the transcript as partial. The record is from RefSeq and is a predicted model, not a curated record. The transcript has 3 exons. Gene Ontology annotation, molecular function: scavenger receptor activity. NCBI's taxonomy places the organism in Eukaryota, Metazoa, Mollusca, Bivalvia, Ostreida, Ostreidae.
GCUGUAAAGAACGUGGUAUGUUUGGUAAAAACUGUAGUCUACGAUGUCCUGAAGCAUGUCAAGAAAAUAGAUGUCAUAUCCUGGACGGAACUUGUCUAGGAUGUAAGCCUGGAUGGGUAGGGGAUCACUGUGAUAAAGCUUGUCCGAUUAAGCAGUAUGGACUUGAUUGCAAUAAGACCUUUGCUGGAUAUUGUAAAGACAAUAACACCUAUGAUCACGCAACAGGUCAAUGCAAGGACGGAUGUGCUUAUGGAUGGACAGGAGCGCAUUGUGAUGAGAGAUGCCUUGAUGGGGCAUAUGGUAGUAACUGCAUUUAUAACUGCACGGGGAAUUGUCUAAAUGAAAUUCCGUGCAACAAAAUCUCAGGAAAGUGUGAUACUGGGUGCAAACCGGGCUAUACCAAUGAUAAAUGCGACAAAG